UGUGCGUCAGUUUCUCACAAGCGUCGUGGACGAAUCAAUUCGUUGUCACAUCAUUGUCGUUGACGUAUAAAAACGGAAAAAUUGCAAUGCAAGACGGCGAUCCGGAUCAUAUUGCACUAAUAUCAGCGAUAAAAAAUGGAAAGUUCGACAACGCAAGUGAAAUUUUGGCGUGCGUUCGCAAAAAUAAAUACGUAGGUCCAUUAGGUGUUCUUCAAGUGACAGCCCUGCAGAUGGCUGCGUGGCAAGGGAACAUAGAUCUGUUGAAUCAACUCCACGAGAGAGGCGCCGGUAUAAACAGCAAAGAUAAAAUUGGUAGGUGCGCACUUUAUUAUGCGGCGUACGGCGGUAAUGCUGAUGUGACAAAGUGGCUUCUUGAACAUGGAGGAGACGUCGACAUCAAAAUCGGUAUCUACUCAUCUAAGACCGAAAUCCCUAAUGAUAUACGUACCGCGAACAUGCAAUAUAGCUCGUUAGAAAGACAGUUGCCAAUACCCGACUGCAAGGAAAGAACACCGUUGCAUUAUGCGGUGGAAAAUAAUCACGCAGAUGUUGUAGGCAUUUUAGUGGAACACUAUGCAAAUGUGAAUGUUGAAGACGACAGCAAGAUUACUCCAUUGCUCUUAGCAGGAAACUCAGUGAAUCGCGACGAUCUUGAUGAAAUGACUAAGUUCAAAGAGAUCGUUAGGAUCUUAGUAGGUCCAUUAGGUGUUCUUCAAGUGACAGCCCUGCAGAUGGCUGCGUGGCAAGGGAACAUAGAUCUGUUGAAACAACUCCACGAGAAAGGCGCCGAUAUAAACAGCAAAGAUAAAAUUGGUAGGUGCGCACUUUAUUAUGCGGUCUACAACGGUAAUACUGAGGUGACAAAGUGGCUUCUUGAACAUGGAGGAGACGUCGACAUCAAAAUCGGUAUCUACUCAUCUAUGACCGAAAUCCCUAAUGAUAUACGUACCGCGAACAUGCAAUAUAGCUCGUUAGAAAGACAGUUGCCAAUACCCGACUGCAAAGGAAGAACGCCCUUGCAUUAUGCGGUGGAAAAUAAUCACGCAGACGUUGUGCGCGUUUUAGUCGAAGAUGUAGCAAAUGUGGAUGUUGAAGACGAGCUCCGGAUUACUCCGUUACUCUUAGCAGGAAGCGCGGUGAAAAGCUACGAUCUCAAUGAAAUGACUAAGUUCGUCGAAAUCGUUAAAAUUCUAGUGGAGGCGAAGGCGUUCGUUAACGCUGUUCAUCCGGAAACUGGUAUUAGUCAAUCAAUUGGACGUUAUGCAUUAGGUAACAUUCCUCUACACCAUGCGGUAAUGCUAGGCAGUGCAGAAGCAACGAAGAUAUUAUUAUCACAUGGUGCAUUCCCAAUCUAUAAAUGCCAGAGCUCCGGAAGUACACCUCUUCACAUCGCCGCGAGUACAGGGAAUAUUGAAACACUAACGGUUCUACUUGAAACAAUUUCACGCCCGUUCAUUGACAUACACGAUCAGAACAAUCAUACUGCUCUUCAUAGAGCAGUUUAUCAGGGUCAUCGCGAGUGCGUUCAAGCAUUGCUCAGACGUGGAGCUAAUUUAGCUGCCGAAACAGACACGGGAGUUACCGCCGUGGAUGCUAUAUUUCAUCAUAUUGCGCAACCAUUCGACUUUUUAACAGACGUCUUGAAUUCUUGCGUACAAAGUCUUGCAACCGAUAAUUCUCCUUCAAAGAAAUACGAGAAUAUCAUUAUAGACUUCGGUAUAUUGGCUCCAAGAGAUCAGGCGCAAAUGAAAGUAGUCACAGCCAUUAUUGCCGCAGCAUCGGAUAUAAAGCAACUGGAAAUAUUACGGCAUCCAGUUGUGGAAACUUUUCUCAGAUUGAAGUGGGAAAGAUUAAGAAUAUUUUUCUUUCUUCUUAUACUUACACACUUGUCCUUUGUUAUUUCUCUUUCGAACUAUGCUUUAAUGUUUGCACAAAAUGAUGCUGAUCAUGUGGCGACUCGAAGAAUAGUAGCAACCUGUUCUUGUAUUCUUUUGCUUCACAAUAUAAUUCAAAUUAUAUUAGAACCAAAGUAUUAUUUGAGACAACUAGAAACGUGGUUGUCAUUCAUAUGCGUCAUACUAUCCUUGAUAAUAUCGAUAGCGGGAGGGUUCGCAAAGUGCUCAAAAGAAGAAAGUGAGUCUCAGAAUUGCAUGGAUUGGAUGCUACAUUCCAUCAGCAUCGCAAUCUUGCUGAGUUGGAUGCAAAUGAUGUUGUUAAUUAGCCGAGUUCUAAUGUGGGGAGAUUACGCACUCAUGUUUUACACGGUGUUGACGAACAUUCUAAAGGUUCUCUUAGUAUUUGGCUCCUUGAUUAUUGGAUUUGCAUUAAGUUUUGCCGUUUUGUUUCGCGGAAACAAUCAAUUUUUCUAUUUCUGGAAUUCUAUAAAGAUAACUGUGGUAAUGAUGAUGGGCGAGUAUGACUACGACAAGCUGUUUGAAAUUAAAGACAAGUUUCUACCAGUCACAAGUGAAAUCGUGUUCAUGGUCUUCGUCAUGCUGGCCAGUAUCGUUCUGAUUAAUCUUAUGAUCGGUCUGGUGGUUAACGACAUUCAAGGUCUUGAGAAAGAGGGUCACAUACGUCGAUUAAUGAAACAAGCAAAAUUUGUCGCACAUCUAGAAAAAGUGAUGUCACACCGAAUCUUUCACAGGCCAUGGCUACAUCAUCUCUUAAGAAAGCUAUUUCGCUCAAGACGCAAAAUUACUACAACAAUUGUGCUGUCCUCUCAUAAAAAAUAUUUUCGUUAUAUGAAUCCUUUUAUGAACCCUCCAAAGAUUCCAACGCAUCUAAAAGAAGCUUUAUUUCCGUUAGCCAGGAAAUCUUUCAAGAACGAUGAUUUAGCAGACAAAAACAAAGAAAUUGACGAUACAAAACUGACUUUGAUACUAUCCAAAUUAGAGGAACAAAUUCGAGAAUUAAAAACACAUUGUCAUCAUAAUUUAAGAUUAGAAGAUCGUAGAAAGGACGCGGGUUCUCUCAAAAGAAAAUCUGUUUAAAAGAGUCUUAAAAAUAUUUAGUAUAUUGCAAUCAUUUUUCGUUGUACUGAACUAUUAAUCUUUUAGCAACAUUUAUUAUACUCAUUAAAGUACUAUAGAAAAUUUUGUUAUCGGAACUGUAUAUUUUCAAAAAAGAUAAAAAAAAUAUGUGUAUUUAAAAUUUUUAUUUUUUUCUACAAAACCCAAGUGGUACUACCUUUGCAUUUGCAAUAAAAAUUUUUCCUAUUCCAACCCAAGUGAUAGAAUUUUUACUUUUUCCACAAAACUCAAAUGAUACUAUUUUUUAUUUUCAUUGAAAAAUCUUCCAAUCUUAACCCAAGUAGUAUGUAAUAUUUCCAAAAGAAUGAUAAUGUCUUAAAAUUGCACAAUUCCAGUCUUGGUGAGUUGUGUGUAUUUUUGAAAUAAAUGUAUAAAAUUUUUAAAUUGCAAUAAUUAUAUAGAGAAUACACUGCUUUUUUAAAUAACUGAUAUACUACAUUUAAUAAAUAAAAUCCAAGUGUAGUAUCUAUGUAUUUUUAUUCUAUCUAAGAGUCUUCCUUUCCUCUAUCAAUCUUUAAUGAUUUUUAAACAAAACAAGCGGUGAUACAAUCUUAACCUAGGUGGCUAAGAUUGUAACUCAGUUUACUAUUAAAAUAAUAAAUACGGCAUAACCGUUCAAAAGCAAUUGUUAGUACUCAAUUAUCUUUUAAAUAAAUUUUAUAAACAUUUACAAAAUUCCUCCUAAACAGCGCGCCGCAUAAUUGUCGGUCUUAAACACAGCUUAAGAGAAGAAUCCAAAUGUAAUAUCAUAAAAUUGAAUUGCUAAUCAAUAUUUGCAAUUAAUAUUUAUUUGAUUAUUGUACAUAUCUCUACUAUUACUCCUAAUCACAAAAAACUGUAAAAAAAUUAUUGUGAAAAGUCUUACCUCGACUAGGGUAAUAAAAAAGUGUUAUUUCAAUAAAAUUUUUUUGUUCUGUACUGUUUCCGCUUUAAUACUUUGAAAUUACAUUAUAUUCCAUUGAAGUUUUUUUGAAUUUAAGUAGAUUCACUUAGAUUAGAACAGAAAAAAUUUUCAAUGAAAAUACAAAGAUAGUACCCUUGGGUUCUGUAAAAAAAAUUAAGAUAUAAAGCGCGCACGCGCGCAUAUACACACGUAAAACGCAUGUACACACUUAAGGUAUUUUCUUUUUUUGAAAAAGAAAAGAUAAUUUUGUAAUACAAUACGAGAGGUUUUUAUCCGGUAAUAGCAGAUAAGUGAGUAAAAAACAUUAAAAAUACGGAAAAUAUAAUUAUAUGUCAAUUAAUUAUUUACAAGCUAAAAAAUUUUAUUGUAGUAUCAUGUUAACUUACAUUGAUAAUUUUGUUCAUUCACAUAAAACUAAUAUGACCUAAGUUAACCUGGUCUUAAAA
Messenger RNA from Solenopsis invicta (red fire ant), 4382 nucleotides. RefSeq names its product transient receptor potential channel pyrexia-like. Gene Ontology annotation, biological process: transmembrane transport; monoatomic ion transport. The transcript is spliced from 10 exons. Gene Ontology annotation, cellular component: membrane. Lineage: Eukaryota; Metazoa; Arthropoda; Insecta; Hymenoptera; Formicidae. Bases 87 to 2993 code for a protein of 968 amino acids. The record is from RefSeq and is a predicted model, not a curated record. Gene Ontology annotation, molecular function: monoatomic ion channel activity; protein binding.